Molecule: messenger RNA, 1779 nt
Organism: Pieris brassicae (large cabbage white)
Lineage: Eukaryota; Metazoa; Arthropoda; Insecta; Lepidoptera; Pieridae
Product: putative leucine-rich repeat-containing protein DDB_G0290503
Exons: 12
Coding region: 99-1445 (448 amino acids)
Source: RefSeq, a predicted model, not a curated record
CGCUAAAUUUCAACUAGGAAUCUUUCUCUUCAAUUACUUCAUCUGUGUCGGCAAAGCAAGAGCAGCUUUUAGAAAAUCUCAGAGGGUCCUAUUUACAAAUGAGAUUGAGGGAGAAGGAGAAAGACACCCACCUCUCUUGUCUCCAACAUGUUGUCGACACACAGCGAUCUUCCGCUUUUGCAUAUCAGGAUAUUGCCUCAGAAGUGGACCAUUUGAAGGCUGAAAUAUCAAAUUUUUUGAACAACUCCAAUAAUGACUCGGGCAUGUGGGAAAGGUCCGAAGAUUGUGACAUCACGGCUGACCUCCGACAUAUCGCUGAACAACUACAUCGACUUCAGGAUUUGCUAACCGAGGACUGUUCCUGUGGUUUAAAUGAAGAGAAUACAAUACUGAAGCGUGCAAAUGAAAUUAAUGAAAGGGUGAUUGGUGAGCUUCGUGACAGAAUUAGUAAAUUAGAGGACAAUCUUGUAAAUAAGGAGAAUACUGACCAGCACUACGAAACAGUCGUUGCCGAAAAGGAACAAGAGUUACGGGAAAUAAGAAAUCAAUUAAACAGCUUAGAGAACACGUCGCAGCGUUCAUGUUGCUGUGACCAACUGUCUUUACAAUUGCAACAAGUUCAAGGGUCAUUGAAUGAUAAAACGUUGGAGAUGGUGCAAAUGCAACGGAGGUAUGAAGAACAAAACGUGACUAUCUGCCAACUAAGACAGGAGCUUGACCAAACAAAAACCAUUAAGGAAGAGGAAGUAAGCAAGCUGAGAUGUGAGGUGUCGUCAUGGCGGUCGCAGCAAGAAAUUGGUUCGAUGCGUUUGGGACAGUUACAAAAGGACUUACAACGCUCACAGCAUCGGUACAGACAUCUGGCUGAUCAUUACAAGGAAAUAUCCAGCUUUGCUCAAGAACUUCAAACUCAGUUAAAAGAAGCACAUACCCGCGGAGCCAAGCUGUGUGGAGAAGCAAGACAUCUUGUUUGCGCCGUCAGACAUAGCCUAAAGAGACAGAGGAACAGACAAAGAGAACAGAAUCAAAGGAUAAAAGAACAGGAGACAAUAAUUCAGGCUCUUCAGGAUUCAGAUACGGAGAGCGCUCUAUUAACUGAACCAUGUUGUUCCAAAUACUUAUCAAGUGCUACCAGUUUUAAAGGGGAUAGAAAUAGAAGUGUAAGUGAGACAGCCUCACCGCCAACACCACCGCGACGGCUACAGAAUAAGAAAUCGGCAGAAGAAUGCCACUGGCUCCAUCCCAACAUACGAACUAAGGGAGUACAACAGCCAACGCGUAGUUCCUGUGGGACAGGCACAGAUACACAACGCCCUGUUCGAGUGUGUAGCUUACGGAACAAUGGCGAGUUGUCCCCAACUGAAGAGUUACUAGAGCGAGUGGAACGCGCACAUGAAGCUUUAUCGCAGGCGCAACGACGGUGGUGCCACCGGGGACCAAAAUGACCAAUACAGGCAAACCUUAAUAAUUUCUAUGCAACCCAGCACAUCAUUGAUGUGUAUUAGAUGUUUUUAGGUCUUGCUACCUUUCCAGUGAGCAAAAUGUUUGCCUAAAUUGUGAUGAGGGAAUGUAAGACUAACCCCUUCCAGAAAGUACAUAUGUACGAACUAUGAGGAUUACUGAUAUUGAAAAUCUGAUAUAUUUGACCUUUGACCAAAUUUUGAUAUUUUUUAUUUCAUGAAGUUUUUAAGCAUACGUUUAAAAAAUUUGUAACUAUGUAAAAGUGAGGGUAUUUGCAUAAUACGGGUCUAAAGUGUAUUUAAUAUAGGUGAAUUUAUU